Messenger RNA from Microcebus murinus (gray mouse lemur), 3575 nucleotides. It is a transcript of the gene NFKB2, whose product is annotated as nuclear factor kappa B subunit 2. Gene Ontology annotation, biological process: signal transduction; regulation of DNA-templated transcription. The record is from RefSeq and is a predicted model, not a curated record. Gene Ontology annotation, cellular component: cytoplasm. NCBI's taxonomy places the organism in Eukaryota, Metazoa, Chordata, Mammalia, Primates, Cheirogaleidae. Gene Ontology annotation, molecular function: DNA-binding transcription factor activity, RNA polymerase II-specific; RNA polymerase II cis-regulatory region sequence-specific DNA binding; protein binding.
GCCCGGCUCCGGGCGGGGACCGGGGGGCUGGGGCAGGCCGGCUCCCCCUGGGGUUCCCCAGCUUCAGAGGUAGCCAAGCGUCAGGUGCGGCAAAAGCCGAGUAGCGGCGGAAGCUCCCAGCCGUCUGGGGCAGGCCGAGGCGGUGAAGAGUGAAGAGACUGCAACCCGGGCGCUCGGCUGGGGUGGCCCUUGCUCAGUCAGUCCUUCCUCGGGCUGGCCCCUAGGCCAGAGCUCGGGCCUGGUGGACAGACAUCCCCGCGACCCGCCCAGCGCGAACUCUUCCCCUCUGCGGGGCGCGCCCGAGUCGCUCCCGGUUGGCUGCGCGAGGCCGGAGUUAAACUUUCAGCCAAUGAAAAAGGGCACGGGGCGUGACGCACGGAAACGUCACGGGAAUUCCCCCCUCCGGGGGGCCGGAAAGGGGCUUUCCCGGCUGCAGCCCGGGUGGCUGGAGAGGUGUCACGAUCCGUCCGAGGCGGGUCGGGCGCGGGGAUAAGCCGGAACCAGAGCCGCCGCCACGGUGAGUGGCCGGGUUCAGACCCCCGGGUGGCCAGGACACGGAGAAGGGCGGGAAGAAGGCCUGUAACUGACCGAGCCCCUGGGCUGGAGAGCCGCGGAUGCACACACCCAGGCGGGCGCCUAAAACUCUGGAAGCAGCACCCGGCCGGAGCCACCAGAGCCGGGCCUAGCCCAGAGACAUGGAGAGUUUCUACAACCCAGGUCUGGAUGGCAUCAUUGAAUAUGAUGAUUUCAAAUUCAACCCCUCCAUUGUGGAGCCCAAGGAGCCGGCCCCAGAGACACCUGAUGGCCCCUACCUGGUGAUUGUGGAACAGCCUAAGCAGCGAGGCUUCCGAUUUCGAUAUGGCUGUGAAGGUCCCUCCCAUGGAGGACUGCCAGGUGCCUCCAGCGAGAAAGGCCGGAAGACUUAUCCCACUGUCAAGAUCUGUAACUACGAGGGACCGGCCAAGAUCGAGGUGGACCUGGUAACGCACAGUGACCCACCUCGUGCUCAUGCCCACAGCCUGGUGGGCAAGCAAUGCUCCGAGCUGGGGGUCUGCGCUGUGUCUGUGGGGCCCAAGGACAUGACUGCCCAAUUUAACAACUUGGGUGUUCUGCAUGUGACCAAGAAGAACAUGAUGGAGAUUAUGAUACAAAAACUUCAGAGGCAGAGACUCCGCUCCAGGCCCCAGGGCCUUACAGAGGCUGAGCGGCGAGAGCUGGAACAGGAGGCCAAGGAGCUGAAGAAGGUGAUGGAUCUGAGUAUUGUGCGGCUACGCUUCUCUGCCUUCCUUAGAGCCAGCGAUGGCUCCUUCUCCCUGGCCCUGAAGCCAGUUAUCUCCCAGCCCAUCCAUGACAGCAAGUCUCCGGGGGCCUCAAACCUGAAGAUUUCUCGAAUGGACAAGACAGCAGGCUCUGUGCGGGGUGGAGAUGAAGUUUAUCUGCUUUGUGACAAGGUGCAGAAAGAUGACAUUGAAGUUCGGUUCUAUGAGGAUGAUGAGAAUGGAUGGCAAGCCUUUGGGGACUUCUCUCCUACAGAUGUUCAUAAACAGUAUGCCAUUGUGUUCCGGACACCCCCCUAUCACAAGAUGAAGAUUGAGCGGCCUGUAACCGUGUUCCUGCAACUGAAACGAAAGCGUGGGGGGGAUGUGUCUGACUCCAAACAGUUCACCUAUUACCCUCUGGUGGAAGACAAGGAGGAGGUGCAGCGGAAGCGGAGGAAGGCCUUGCCCACCUUCUCCCAGCCCUUCGGGGGUGGCUCCCACAUGGGUGGAGGCUCUGGGGGCUCGGCUGGGGGUUAUGGAGGAGCUGGAGGAGGAGCCCUGCCUGUACCCACAGGUGGCAGCCUCGGCUUUUUCCACUCCUCCUUGGCUUACAGCCCCUACCAGUCGGGCGCGGCCCCCAUGGGCUGCUACCCUGGAGGUGGGGGCGGGGCGCAGAUGGCCGCCACGGCGCCCGGCGCGGACGCUGUGAAGGAAGCAGCAGAGCCGGGUGCGCCUCCUGUGACCGCCCAGGGCGAACCGCAGGCCCCGGAGAUGUUGCAGCGAGCCCGGGAGUACAACGCGCGCCUGUUCUGCCUGGCGCGGCGCAGCGCCCGAGCCCUGCUGGACUACGGCGUCACGGCGGACGCGCGCGCGCUGCUGGCAGGACAGCGCCACCUGCUGACAGCGCAGGAUGAGAACGGAGACACGCCGCUGCACCUGGCCAUCAUUCAUGGGCAGACCAGUGUCAUUGAGCAGAUAGUCCAUGUCAUCUACCAUGCCCAGCACCUCGGCAUUGUCAACCUCACCAACCAUCUGCAUCAGACACCCCUGCACCUGGCAGUGAUCACAGGGCAGACGAGGGUGGUGAGCUUCCUGCUGCAGGUGGGUGCAGACCCAGCUCUGCUGGAUCGGCAUGGAGACUCAGCUGUGCACCUAGCACUGCGGGCAGGUGCCGAUGCCCCCAACCUGCUGCGCGCUCUGCUGCGGAGUGGAGCCCCCACCGCACCCCAGCUGUUACAGCUGUUACACAUGCCUGACUUUGAAGGGCUGUACCCAAUACACCUGGCAGUCCGUGCUCGAAGCCCUGAGUGCCUGGAUCUGCUGGUGGACAGUGGGGCUGAAGUGGAGGUGGCAGAGCGACAGGGGGGCCGAACAGCCUUGCAUCUAGCCACAGAGAUGGAGGAGCUGGGGCUGGUCACCCAUCUGGUCACCAAGCUCCAAGCCAAUGUGAACGCUCGUACCUUUUCGGGAAACACACCCCUACACCUGGCAGCCGGGCUGGGAUCCCCUACCCUCACCCGCCUCCUUCUAAAGGCUGGUGCUGACAUCUAUGCAGAGAACGAGGAGCCCCUGUGUCCCUUACCCUCGCCCCCUACCUCUGAUAGCGACUCGGACUAUGAGGGGCCUGAGAGGGACCCUCAAAGCAGCUUCCGGGGCCACACGCCUCUUGACCUCACUCGCAGCACCAAGGUGAAGACCUUGCUGCUCAAUGCCACGCAGAACACCCUGGCACCUCCUCUGACGCCGCCUAGCCCGGCAGGGCCAGGGCUGUCACUUGGUGAUACAGCCCUGCAGAACCUGGAGCAGCUGCUAGAUGGGCCAGAAGCACAGGGCAGCUGGGCAGAGCUGGCAGAGCGGCUGGGGCUGCGCAGUCUGGUGGACACGUACCGAAAGACGGCCUCGCCCAGCGGCAGUCUCCUGCGCAGUUACGAGCUGGCUGGUGGGGACCUGGGGGGUCUGCUGGACGCUCUGUCCGACAUGGGCCUAGAGGAGGGAGUAAGGCUGCUGAGGGGCCCCGAGACCCGGGAUAAGCUGCCCAGCACAGAGGUGAAGGAAGACAGUGCUUAUGGGAGCCAGUCGGUGGAACAGGAGGCAGAGAAGCUGGGCCCACUCCCUGAGCCACCAGGAGGGCUCUGCCAUGGGCACCCCCAGCCUCAGGUGCACUGAAGUGUCGCCCAUGCACCAGCCCCCUUCUGGACCCUCUGUACAGCACCCCCACCUCUUCCAAAUCUUAUUUAACUCCCCAUGCCCACCCCUCAGUUCAGGCAAAUAAAGGAUUCUCAAGGGAAGGGGAGGGUCCCCUUCCCAACUUAUGGU